AUGGCAGGCGCAGUACGUUCGGUGCGUUUUAGUGAUGAUUUACCUAAAAUAUCUCACAACAACACAACGGUAAGAAAUAUAAUCAAAUGUUAUGAGCAAACUUCUCAGACCCCGGUGCAACUCCCGCGGGUAUACGAUGAUGCACUUUAUAGCCCGUACGAUGUUUAUACUGCAGCUAGUAUGGGAGAUACACCAGUAAUUGAGGCACAGUUGGAGACGGGUUUCGAUGCAAAUCGUUUGAAUGGAAGCGGGUGGAGUUCAUUAAUGUAUGCAGCUUAUCUUGGACAUGAAGCAGUUUGUGCACUAUUGCUUAGAUCAGGAGCUUUGGUGGAUUUAUGCAAUGCUAAUGGACAAACAGCUCUAAUGCUUGCUGCUACAUGUGGAAAUUUGGCUGUUGUACGAUUAUUAAUGCGGAAGGAUGCUGCGAUUGAUAAACAGGAUAAUAUGGGUGAUACAGCAUUAGCUUAUGCAACUGCUUGUUCACAAGCUAGUAUUGCAGAAGCUUUGUUGGAUAAUGGCGCUAAUCCCAACAUUCCCAAUUUGCAUGGCAUGACACCAACAUUAACUGCAUGCUGCAUUGGACACGAGCUUACACUACUGGCAUUGUUACAGAAUGAUGGAGAUCCGAAAUUAAAGAAUGCAAAAGGUGAAGAUGGUGAAGCUUUAGCUUUCGAUAAUCCCAAAACAAUUGCUAUUUUGAAGGAUCCUCCGCGGAGCAAAAGGAAGAAAAAUAAUACAGAAAAGAAAGCAAUGGAAGUGAAUUCAUUAACGGAAUUACUAUCACAGCUUAAAUUAGAAAAAUACAUUGAAAUCUUUGAAACCGAAAAUAUUGAUUUAAACUUAUUCUUGGAGCUUAGCGAUGCUGAUCUUAUGGAGAUUGGCAUUAAAGCAUUCGGUCCACGUAAGAAAAUGCUGAAUGUUAUACAGCAGUAUCGAACUGAUGGGACGCUUAUUCCAUGUACAAAUGAUACGAAAGUAGUCCAGUAUACUUAUGCCAAAGAUAGAAAACAAUCGGAAUCACAUUCUCAGCAGGUAACGAAUGAACUAAUGGAAUGUCAGCAGCGUUUGGCAGAGUGUCAACAAGAAUUAAAACAAGCUCGAAAUUUAUUGAACGAACAUCGCUCAACGUUAAGUUCUAUUUCGGAGGCUUGUCGACAUUCACGAAAAAUAGCCUAUACUAUGCUUCAAGAAAUUCGACAAACAAAUGGUACAGGCAGUACUUUGGAAAACGACGUACUUGCAGUAAUCAAAAAUAUCGACAACAUUCUGAUGAGAAUGUUGGAACUCCCACAACAAUAA
Messenger RNA from Brugia malayi, 1299 nucleotides. RefSeq lists its product as hypothetical. The coding region runs from base 1 to 1299 and encodes 432 amino acids. Gene Ontology annotation, molecular function: protein binding. The record is from RefSeq and is a predicted model, not a curated record. NCBI's taxonomy places the organism in Eukaryota, Metazoa, Nematoda, Chromadorea, Rhabditida, Onchocercidae. The transcript is spliced from 8 exons.